AUGCUGCACACUAUAGGCAUCUUCUCAAGCGACGUGCCAGAGAGCUUGCGCAAGCCGGCACUGAGCAAUGUGCAGCCGUCCUUCAUAGACUACGGCGAUGGCUGCGUGCUGGCGAAGGGUUUCGACAACGAUCGAGCAAUCCAGGCCUACGAGGCAACACUGCAGGACAUGAUGGCCAACGGUGGCUUCGCGAACCCGGCCGUGGCACAAAUCUGCACUGGCCUGGCGACCCUCUAUGACACGAAGGCUGCCAUGACAAAGGACGCUCAGUAUUACGACCGCUGUGUCGAGUACAUGUCCAUGGUGCAGCAGGGCAUGCAGGCAGGCAUGGGCGAAGCAGCACAGUACGACCCAAUGUACAGGGUCAUCGAGGCACGAAGACAAAAGGUCUUGCGAAAGAAAGAGAAACGCCUGGCGAAGGGCGCUCCAGAUGCAGAGCUGCAGGCUUUGCUGAACCAGCGCCCUGAGCCAAGACGGCCUGCACGGAAGUGA
Molecule: messenger RNA, 492 nt
Organism: Symbiodinium natans
Lineage: Eukaryota; Dinophyceae; Suessiales; Symbiodiniaceae
Source: the annotation of a GenBank genome assembly